AUGUACUCAGUGGAAAAAAGUGCUCUAGUGCUGAACGCCACAUUUUUUCCUCCUGAAAAAUUCUACAUUGGUGGGUUUUCUAAUCUUCCUCAUGCCAAGUACUUCUUCAUAUUUUUGUGUUUUCUUUACAUCAUWACUCUACUWGGAAAUGGUUUUCUYCUGUCUGUUAUUUACUUUGUAAAAAAUCUUCAUACUCCCAAGUAUAUAAUUGUGUCUAAYCURGCUUUCACAGAUUUGUGUGGGAGCACUGCUCUCAUCCCUCAAAUGUUGGACACAUUUUUAUUUGACAGGAGAUAUAUUGCCUAUGAAGCUUGUUUAAGUUACAUGUUCUUUGUUUUUUUCUUUGCAUGUGURCAGUCAUGGACACUUGUGACAAUGGCAUAUGACAGAUUUAUAGCAAUUUGUUUCCCUUUAAGAUACCACAAUUUUGUCAGUAAUAAAUCUGUAGUUAUUAUGCUGCUGUUUUCAUGGCUGUUUUGGACAAGUUUUAUGACAACUACAGUUGGGUGUAUAACUCGCCUUUYUUUUUGUGGAUCUUUAGUGAUACAAAGCUCUUUCUGUGAUCAUGGUCCAUUAUAUCGUCUGGCCUGCAAUAAUACAUUUUUAAAUAACAUAUUAGCAUAUAUUCUCUUCAUUGUAGCCAUUUGUAUUCCUCCCACACUGAUAAUUGUAACUUAUGUUUGUAUUUCUGUYKCAYUGAGCAGGACUACAUCAAAGAAUCAAAGACUUAAAGCACUGAAAACUUGUACUUCUCACCUGAUUAUUGUUGCUCUUUUCUUUCUACCACUGAUGGGCACCAAUAUAGCUGCAGUCAGUUUUUACAUUCAUCCCAAUGCUAGAAUCAUAAAUGCUGCUUUAACUCACACAAUUCCUCCUUUACUUAAUCCUAUUAUUUACUCCUURAAGACAGAGGAAGUGUUGAAUGCUAUGAAGAAACUUUACAAAAGAAACAAACUAAAUGUGAUAAAACAGUGA
Molecule: messenger RNA, 975 nt
Organism: Austrofundulus limnaeus
Lineage: Eukaryota; Metazoa; Chordata; Actinopteri; Cyprinodontiformes; Rivulidae
Product: olfactory receptor Olfr180-like
Exons: 1
Coding region: 1-975 (324 amino acids)
Biological process (GO): G protein-coupled receptor signaling pathway; detection of chemical stimulus involved in sensory perception of smell
Cellular component (GO): membrane
Molecular function (GO): odorant binding; olfactory receptor activity; G protein-coupled receptor activity
Source: RefSeq, a predicted model, not a curated record